AUGGCGUCCCUGGCGCGAGGCAUCGGGUUCUUCCAGGUCCCCGACAUGAGCGGAAAGCUGGCGGUUGUCACGGGCGGCAACAGCGGCAUCGGCGCAGAGGUGGCCAAGACCCUGGCAAAGCGCAAUGCGACAGUGAUCAUCGCGUCGCGUGACGAGGGCCGCAUGCAGGCCGCUGUCGAUGCCAUCAGGAAGGAGAGCGCCACGGCCGCCAAGAACAUCCGCCCCAUUGUGUGCAACCUGGAGUCCAUGAGGAGCAUCAAGUCCUGCGCCGACCAGGUGCUGGCCCUGGACCGCCCCUUGGACCUGCUGGUCAACAAUGCUGGCCGCUUCCUGGACGCACCCUUCCAGCUGACAGAGGACGGGUUUGAACAGACCCACGCGGUCAACUUCUGGGGCCACGCCUACCUGACCCUCCUGCUUCUCAACCGCAUCGUGGAAGCCGGGCCCUCACGCAUCGUCCAAGUGGUGUCGUUUGGGGAGAUUCUGGGGCGGGUCAGGAUGCACGACCUGCGGGGCGCGAGGGAGGGCCAGAGCGGCUUCCCAUCUUACUGCGACAGCAAGCUGCUGGCCUACAUCUGGCUGUCUGAGCUGCAGGUUCGCCUGCGCCGCGCGGGAGCUCAGGUAGACUGCUUCGGCACGCAGCCCGGUUGGGUCAACAGCCGCCUCAUGGACAAGGUGGACUUCCGCUACCCCCUGUCAGUCCCUGCGCACUACGCGGCCAAGCUUUUUGCGCUGUCCCCCAAGUACGGCUGCCGCUCCACCCUGUUUGCCGCCACAGACCCGAGCCUUACUGGUAAGGGCGUCAACAGCAGGGGCGUCGGCGCGCCCUACUUUGGGGCGCCCUACCCCCUGUUCAGCCUGCCCUUCUUCUUCCACACUGCGUCCGGCCCGGCCUGGAACUCCCAGGCACACAACGAGUCGCUGCGGGUGGCUGUGUGGGAAGAGGCUCACCGCAUCUUGGAGGAGACCGCCGGACCUGGACUGCCGGACAUCAACCUUACCCUCACAGCGCCCCAGACGGCAGGUCGCUCAUUGUAA
This is a messenger RNA of Monoraphidium neglectum, 1038 nucleotides long. RefSeq names its product retinol dehydrogenase 11 (all-trans/9-cis/11-cis). The coding region runs from base 1 to 1038 and encodes 345 amino acids. The transcript is spliced from 13 exons. Lineage: Eukaryota; Viridiplantae; Chlorophyta; Chlorophyceae; Sphaeropleales; Selenastraceae. The record is from RefSeq and is a predicted model, not a curated record.